This is a messenger RNA of Helicoverpa armigera (cotton bollworm), 3458 nucleotides long. RefSeq names its product dentin sialophosphoprotein. Lineage: Eukaryota; Metazoa; Arthropoda; Insecta; Lepidoptera; Noctuidae. The transcript is spliced from 9 exons. The record is from RefSeq and is a predicted model, not a curated record. The coding region runs from base 146 to 2557 and encodes 803 amino acids.
CGAUGACAGUUUCUCAGUUCAAAGUUGUCAUGGCCUGUCAGAAUUGCACUGAAAUAUUUGUAAAUACAUAAGAGUACUCGUUUAUGUGGGCACAUUAGUGGCUGAUGUUAUCAUUUAUAUUAUUUUUGUUCUAAAUUGUAACAAUAUGGAUGAUGAAAUAGAAGACGUAGUAGGCGAUGUAAAGCUUACAGAAUCACAGAAAAGUGUAGCCAUGUCGAAUGUGUACUCUCUGGACUUCAACGACAACGACAGCAGCUCUGAGAAACUCAACUCCUCGGGAAUGGAGACAUACGUGCUAGAGUGGGACAGCGAAGACAGUGAUUGUUCUGUUAUGCCAAGCAACGUCAGCAUCAUCAACAUGAAAGACAGACCUGCCAAGCCUGUCCUCAUCAACAGAGACACACAAUAUGAAGCUACCAAGAAAAUCAACACAGCCUCCUCCAAAUGCACCAUUAUAGCACAAGAAAUAUUUACUCAGACCAGCAAGACAAUCAUAGAACUAGCUGAGAGCGACGGCGCAGUCAGGAGACCAAUCGGAAGCAAAACAUUAGAAACCCAAACCUCAUUCAUAUCAAUAACGGAAAAUAAAACUGUUGAGUAUACCAUACAGAUGGCAAGUGUUACGCAAAACAUUCCUAGAAAUGAAAGCAUUGGCGAUUCCGGCGAUAAUACCACUGUUAAUGCCACCGAAUGUCACCAAAUAUUCCCAAAUUCUAUAGAUGACGGUUCCUCGAAGUUUGUUAUAUCUGAAACAGAAAACGAAAAAACCGACGACUGUACGAGUGACAACAGUUCACAUAGCACCGACAAAGUGACUACAAACAUUGAUAACGACGAUUCUAAAGAAAACACAAAUGAAUUGGCAGACGAACCACCUGAGUACGAGAGUACGAGUGAAUUCGAACAAUCACCCGAUAUCACUGAUAAUGACAUGGAAGAAGAUUCUCUCAUGGAACCUAAGCUUAAACCUAGCAAUAGCGAUAACCAAACCGACAGCAGCAGCACUCCACGAUCUGUUGACAACGACGUUGCUGAACUAUACAGCAAAUUAUCUGAGAGCUUGGAAUGCCACCUGCGCACUUCUGAUUAUGAAAAUAAACGCUUCGGACACCUAACUCCUUUGACUGAAGAAUCAGUGAUAAAGAAAAAUAGCUCUAGCGACAUAAAUGUUGAGACACCGCACAAUAACACCUGUCAAAGUGAUGAUGAUGGUGUUCUGUUCACAAAUAACGCCGGAAUUAAAGUUAAGAUGUUUCCAAAACCAGAGAAUAGCAAAGAAAUUGAAACCUUGAAAUUGCCACCCAUCCAAGGUAACUACAACUGUUCCGAUGGUGGCAAUCUAAAUUUCUUAUUUUCCAUAAGUAAUAAUAAAUUAUCAGCUAAGAAUAACAACUUGCCGAGCGUUAAUGAGGAUAGAAAAGAAAGGAACGUUGAUCGGUGGGAAAUAGGAUCUAAAGAACUCGCGGCAGGCGAAAGUCCACUUAUAAGUGGCAGAAGUGCAAAAGCUUUGCAGUCCGCGGAAUAUAUCACAAUGGCGUGCGGACCAGACAUCGACAGAACCGUCCAACUGCCUCCCAUCCACGCGGAUUGCCACGUGCCGAACACUGCGACCAGGUCCGACCUCCACGUGCCAACUGGGAGCAAGCCGGACGUGCUGGUCACCGAGUCCACCUCUCCCAUCAGCAUUAAGGACAAAAUCAAAGAGCUCAAGAUGAGCCACAGGCCACGGAAUUCUUGGACCCAUUCGAAGUUUGCGCAUGGAACAGAAAGCAGAAGUGGCUCCCCCAGCACCACCAUGUCUCCUGACGAGAGCAGAAUCACAGAUGCCGCGGAACGAGGAUGUGAACUGCUCUGCGCCGAGCUGCUGAAGAAACUGCGCUCGCACUCCUGGUUUGAAGUAGCAGAUGCUUUGGAAGACCUGCCUCGUGUCUUGGAUAAGUUUUGGGGAGUCAUAGCUGAACACAGAAUUGCAGAUCUAAUAAGACAGGUGACAGCUCACGUAGAAUCCCCGAGAACCCAGGUAGCGCGCGCCGCAUGCAGCACUCUUGCCGUUAUACUCAAGAACACCAACUACACUAAAAAACCCGACUUCUACGAAGCCGUGACAAUUCUACUAAUCAAGACUGGCAGCUUCAGUCGCCCAGUCAGACGCGCUGCCAAUGUGGCUCUAGACGACAUUGUCUGUGGCGUAGACUUGAGUCACGCAGUCACUGCACUAUGCAUCCACGGCUCCGGGCACAAGAGCGCUCUAGUGCGGUGCGCGGCAGCCCGGCUGCUAGUGGUGUGCUGCGCGCUGGGGGGCGGGGGGCGGGACCUGCUGCGCGCGCGCCCCCCCACCGCGGCUAGUGCGCGCCGCCAUGCGCUGCGCUCGCUCGCCGCGCUGCUCGAUGAUAAGAGCACUGAUGCUAGAAAGUACGCUGAGCGUCUAUACACAAUGCUGCGCCCGCUUUCAAACUUCGAGGCGUAUUACCUGACAGACGUGGACGUUGAAGUGGCUUCUCGACAGAUGAAGAAGUACGACCAGCAGCUGCUGAGUGGACCCCCGGAGGGCAGGUGACGUCACAACCUGGGCCAAGAGGUCAACGGCCCCAGGGGGCCAUCGCGAGACAAAGUCACUUCGACUGUGACCUAGGGACCGACCCUAGUUGUCAUGUAUAAUUCUGAAGCCAAAACAUAAACUUACAUGUAUUAAAAAACAACCGUUUUUCAUGUAGCGAACCAACGAGAAUUUGUGUAACAAAGUUUUUUUAUAACACAAAAAAACUAACAAAUUUAAUCAAAGGCUUCUAAAAAAGUACUCCAUGAAACGAGGACAGUGUAUUUCGAAUCUUUUAGUGCUGUUCUGAUUGUAAAAAACAUAAAUAAAUAAUCCAUUAAAAAAAUCUUACAGCACACAAACACAAAAAUAUUAAAAAUGUUACUUAGCGUUGUAUUUGUUUGAAUACUGCGAGACUGCGUUUGAUAUGAUUCUUAUAUAUGUAUCAGAACUUAGUUUUAAAUUGGCCGAUUUUAAAUUUAAAUCUCUAUUAAAAUUUUGAAGUUAUUUUUUUCUACAAUCACCGUGGUAAUUAUACGGUAUGGAAUUCUGCUUUACAGCUUACCAUCGCUUCAAGGAGUUCCUUCUUGUAACUCUAUUCUCUCUGGUACAAUCACAAAUAAAGUAGUAUGUUACUACAAGUGAGCCUUAUCGUCGUCUAAACCCCUAGUUCCAUAUAUAAUAUUUGUUUUUGUUAGAAAAGGUGAUAUUAGUACAAAUAGUUUUGUAAAUAUAUUAUUGUAUUUACACAAUAUCUUAGUGCAUGUUUUUGUAAACAUAUAUUUAUUGAAUCUGUGUCGGUCAUUAGAUAGGUUUUCAUUGAGUUUUGUACGCCACGGUUGUAAAAUAAGUAUGACUUUUGGAUUUAUAGUAAAGUGUGUAGAUAAACUGCUGCGUUUUAUUUGAAGAUUUUUAAUACAUG